UCGUCAUCCCCAGACCUUCUACUUGCCUCUCAACGCUACUCUCCCGCUUCUCCCUCGUACCAAAUCUCAUCUACAUUAACAACCAUCUUACCUAUUCAUCAUUGCCGUCAUUCCUCACAAUCAAUCCUAAUUUCAGUGCAGACAUACAGACACUCCUUUGCGUUAUUCCCUAUCUACGCACCACCAUAUCCAGCUGCGCCUCCUCCAUCUCCUCCCAACACACCCCAUUUCUGAGACUGACAACAUCUUGGACCCCACGAUCCCUUAAAUCAAUUCUUCGACUAGUUUCACCUGUGCACUUGCCACCGAUCUGUUGUCCCUCCGACUUUGUCCUCGACCUCCAACCCAACCUUCUUGCGACCCUCCUCUCAGCUUCAUAACCAUUGCCGCCGCCAUCCAGCCACAAAGUCCAAUCUCCAUCCCCCGAUAACACAAAGCCACUGUUCUGUCCACGGUUACACAACUAGCGAGGAACCCUUUGCGAGUCGCUCAUCCUCCCUCUCUGUCUCUCUCUCCCCUCCCUUUCUCUCCCUCCACGGCGGCGUUUCAUCCCCAGCCUUGAGAAUCCAUUGAUCAUAUCCUUCUCAUCUCAACCCGUCCAACCUGUCGGCCGUGUCCCUUAGCGAGCGUCACUCGGCGAUACCUGAACCGAGUUGACUACGUUUGCCCCACAAUGGCCGACAAUCAGGCACAACAAAAUGUUAUGAGAAGGAAACUAGUCAUCAUUGGGGACGGCGCAUGCGGCAAAACCUCCCUGUUGUCCGUCUUCACCUUGGGUUAUUUCCCUACCCAUUAUGUCCCCACCGUUUUUGAGAACUACGUUACAGAUUGUCGAGUCGAUGGAAGAUCUGUCCAACUAGCUCUAUGGGAUACCGCUGGUCAAGAAGACUACGAAAGAUUAAGGCCGUUGGCCUAUGCAAAAUCACACGUUAUCCUGAUCGGCUUCAGUGUCGACACGCCUGACAGUUUGGAGAAUGUUCGACAUAAAUGGAUCGAGGAAGCUCGAGAAAGGUGCCCCGAAGUGCCCGUUAUCCUGGUCGGCCUCAAAAAAGACCUCAGAGAAGAUCCCGUCGCUAUCGAGGAAAUGCGGAAACGAAGCCAGAAAUUCGUCACACCCCGAGAAGGUCAGGAGAUGGCACAGGCUUGUGGAGCCCGAAAGUAUCUCGAAUGCUCAAGCUUGACAGGCGAAGGCGUCGAUGAUGUCUUCGAGGCCGCCACUAGAGCUGCUUUGCUCAACUUCACCGACAAACAAGGUGGUGGCGGCUGCUGCGUCAUUCUAUGAUUUCCAACCUCCACCCCCCUUACGACCAUUCUUUAGCGCCAGUAGAGACAAGGAUCAAUCCUUUUUCUCCGCAGUGGAGGUAAUCUGCAAGCAACGACUCUUUCCAGCACGGUGCCUUUCAAUCACCAAAGGAAGAGAAAAAAAAGGAUAUUUCUUGCACGUUGGGUCACCAUGCCAGCAUUUCUCGUGGAGUCUUGCAAUUGGGAUUAAAAGCGCACACCCAGUACACCAGGCUGAUUGGGUUCUCGUACCACAGGCCUUGAAUACGCCUUGGACGGGCCCACCUCUGCUUCGCUACCUUUUGAUGUUUCCGACAUUUAGCGAUGACAAUGGAUAAAUCUGCCACUUUUGUCUUUUGAAAGUCUGUGCAUGGACAUAGCACCUUCAGCCAGUCUUUGACCACUUGAGUUAUUGCGACCGUUUUGGGCCGAACCAAGGAAUGAAACGAUCAGAAUAUAAGCGAUUAUUCGAAUACGCGACAAUCAUGAACCAAGAAAACAAGCUUGUAUCCUGUUCAUAAUAUGAUAUAUUGUGAGCUGAAUCGCUUUUCUCUCCCAAGUACACAUCAAAGAGAGAACAGGAGCAUAUAAUGUGAAUGAUUUCUACCUAAGCAGCCACUUGUAAUCCAUUCCAUGCUAUCUCACUGACGAGUUCUUGGUCUGGAGAAUAGACCAUGAUUUUCAGACCACCAAAAAGCAC
Exophiala mesophila is the source of this 1981-nucleotide messenger RNA. Its product is annotated as GTP-binding protein rho2. Bases 674 to 1282 code for a protein of 202 amino acids. Gene Ontology annotation, biological process: small GTPase-mediated signal transduction. The transcript is spliced from 2 exons. The record is from RefSeq and is a predicted model, not a curated record. Gene Ontology annotation, molecular function: GTP binding; GTPase activity. NCBI's taxonomy places the organism in Eukaryota, Fungi, Ascomycota, Eurotiomycetes, Chaetothyriales, Herpotrichiellaceae.